This is a messenger RNA of Hydra vulgaris (swiftwater hydra), 1422 nucleotides long. RefSeq lists its product as uncharacterized. Lineage: Eukaryota; Metazoa; Cnidaria; Hydrozoa; Anthoathecata; Hydridae. The record is from RefSeq and is a predicted model, not a curated record.
AUGAGCACACCUUAUCCAACCGGCCAACUUGCAGCUCUAGCGGCCAACUGGCCAGACAAAUGUCAAGCAUAUCACUUUCAACAACCAAAGUUAGCACCUACAAGUUUGACCACAACUCUCAACUGGGCAAGCGCAUUCAAGCACGGUUCAGAAGCCAAUUUAGCAGUUAACACAGCAGUCAAGGGAAAUGCCAAAAUUGUAGAAUCGAAAUCUAAACUAUAUCGUUGGGCAUUUCUCAAAAAAGUUCAACAAAACCACAGUUUAACUACAAUAGCAGCUAAACCAAAUGAAUUGAUUAUCAUUGAGUUUGACUCCAAUGAGCAGCGCAAUGUUCUCUUAUCUAAUGCAAAACAACUUGCCUUAAUAGAUGAAUUAAAUUCAGUUUAUAUUCGUCCAGACCAAAGCAAUUUUUAUUGCAAACCUUCAAUAGAGGUAACAUUCAAUGCAAACAUAUUUUUGUACGUUUUGGAUAUCAAUUUUUACUUAAACUAUAGUGAUUUGACAGAAUCAGCAUUUAAUAUAAGUUGGGAAUAUUUUGUUCCCCCCUUUACAAAGUUGCAAUAUGAAAAUACAUCAGUGGUUGUUGUAAAAACUUAUUCUAAUGAUUUUAAAUAUAAGAUAUUUAAUCUAACGUACAAUGGUGUCUAUCAACGUAUGACUUUUACAAUCAAUAACACUAUGUGUUUAUUUGGUGGAACUUACGAAAUUGAUAUACCAAUAAAGGUAUAUUUUGAAAAUGCUGUCGGAAAAUCUUGGCAUACAUUCAAAAAUGUAAUAAGACAGUUAAAGAAAAGUAACGCCUAUAAUGUUAUGCCUACCGAUCCUAAUCAUUUACCUGAGUACUAUGCACGAGGUAUAUACUGGGAUGAUACUAGCUCAAAAAUAUAUCUCUGUAUGAAUCAAUAUGUUGCUACAAUGCAAAAGCCAGCAUGCUUCAAUUCUAGAAAUGAUGGCGUACUCUGGAGAGCAAUUGACAUAAGAGUAGGAGCAGUUCUGGGCCAUCACAUUUUAAGUCGAGAGUUAAUUGCCAUACACAGAAACCAGAAAUUAUAUCUAACGUAUAACAAUGCAUUUAAAAAGUGGUUAGCUGUUACAAAUAGUGAGUUUGAAAUAAACGUUUCUAAAAAUCUUAAUUGGACACGGUUAAAAACAUUGGAAGGAGGCUAUGAUCAAGUUGUUUCGUUUGGAAAAAACCAGUGGAUGGGUAAUGAAGACGGCCUACAUUUUAAAACUUUUGGUGACAAUAACUGGAUUCAAAGAGCAAAAUGGAAUGAUUGAAUAUUUCACUUAAAUUUUUAAGAAGUCUCCAAAAAAAAUGUGUUUCUCAAUGAUUUUUAUAAUUUGUUUAUUUUAGAAGUUUUCGCUUUUACUGAACAAGCUUUGAAGUAAAUUUAUUUAAUUUAAUUUAGUUAAUAGAGUUUC